GCCAAAUAUGGAUCAGUUUUUUAACAAAAAACUGCGGAAUACAAAAGGCAAAGUUGGAACCAAGACUCCACUUGGAUUCUUGUCAGGUGCAAUGGGGCUCUUGUUAUAAUAUGCCAAAAUGCGCCGCGGUCGCUUAUUCCCUUCUUCUUUCUCCCCGCCAUGACUUCCUACCUUCAAAAAGCAGGUACAAAGCUCUUUGAAAAGAACCUCGAGCAAUACAGACCCGAAGACCCGUUGUACGAGUUUUAUACUGACAAGCGCGGCAAACAGCGUCGUAGAAAGCGCGCGAUACCUCCAGGCCUUUCAGCACGUGAUGCAAAGAUUCUCAAGUCUGUGCAGCGUCGUGCUCACUACCUAGACAAAGGCUUCUCCAUUUGUGGCCUCCGAUUUGGCUGGACCUUCAUCAUUGGCAUUAUCCCUGGCGCCGGUGAUGUCGCUGAUGUUACGCUUAAUUAUUUCCUGGUCGUCCGUAAAGCAAGGCAGGCUGAACUACCAACUUGGCUCGUGCGCCGCAUGCUCCUCAACAAUGCAAUAUCGGCUUUGAGCGGCCUUGUGCCCGUAGCGGGUGACGUUGUCAUGGCCGUGUUCAAGGCAAAUUCAAGGAACGCCGCGCUUCUGGAGGAGUUUUUGAGGAUAAGAGGGGAAGAAUUUUUGAAGGUGCAGGCGGACCAGGCGCAGGGAAGUCAGAGUGUGCCUGGGAAGGAUUCAAAACAGCUUAAGCCUGGCGCGGGCAUGUCAGACAAUGCGGCAGCGACUGCACCGCAGCAGAAGACGAAAUUCGUGUCUUGGAGCCGUCCCAGCCGCAAAGAAAAGGAGCGUGCCCCUAGUACCCCUGGUGAAAUGGGAAGGUUCGUCGAAGAUGUGGAGUUAGGUGCCACAACAUCCAGUGGAGAGGCGAAGGGCAAUCCCAUUACGGUGCAGAAAAGAUAAGAUUGGAGGUUGACAAAUCUACACUCUGAUGUGGUAUACACGAACUUUUUUUCUGAACCCAUUCUAUACACGGAGUGUUCUCUAUAAUAACAUUAUAUACCUGUGCUUUGCAUGUACUGUAGCUGGUUUGUCUGUUGUCUAAGUGGAUCAAUCAUAUCAUAGGAGCCUAAGAUAGUUGUGGACUAGUUGCAGGUACGUACGAGUGACUGCGCAAGUCAGGAUAACAUAGUUGUGCAUUGCUUUGAGAAC
Suillus subalutaceus is the source of this 1179-nucleotide messenger RNA. RefSeq lists its product as uncharacterized. The transcript is spliced from 2 exons. The record is from RefSeq and is a predicted model, not a curated record. Lineage: Eukaryota; Fungi; Basidiomycota; Agaricomycetes; Boletales; Suillaceae. Bases 160 to 930 code for a protein of 256 amino acids.